Parastagonospora nodorum SN15 is the source of this 1536-nucleotide messenger RNA. RefSeq lists its product as hypothetical. The coding region runs from base 1 to 1536 and encodes 511 amino acids. The record is from RefSeq and is a predicted model, not a curated record. Gene Ontology annotation, biological process: carbohydrate transport; transmembrane transport. Gene Ontology annotation, molecular function: carbohydrate:proton symporter activity. Gene Ontology annotation, cellular component: membrane. NCBI's taxonomy places the organism in Eukaryota, Fungi, Ascomycota, Dothideomycetes, Pleosporales, Phaeosphaeriaceae. The transcript has 3 exons.
AUGAAGUUUCUCGAGCUAAGGGGCAAGGCCCUAAUCGCUAUUAUCCUCAUGACUUCUGGUCUUGACUUUUUGCUAUUUGGCUAUGACCAAGGGCUCUUCGGUGGCAUCCUCGGCGGCGACCGCUUCAAAGACACGCUCGGUCGCCCAAAUCCCACCAUGACAGGCCUCGUCACUGCAAUCUACGACAUCGGAUGCGCGCUCGGUGCGGUCGUAGCGUUUGUGUUUGGCGAGAGGAUUGGGCGCAAGAGAUCGAUUAUCUUGGCAAACGUCAUUGUCAUUGUCGGGGCUGCGAUUCAGACGGCAUCGUUCGAGUACUGGCAGAUGUUUGUGGCAAGAAUCAUUGGCGGUGUAGGCGUUGGUUUGUCGACUGUUGCUGUCCCGAUUUUGCAGUCUGAGACGCUGCCUGCGCAUAAUCGUGGUGCAUUACUGGUCGUGCAGUCUGCGCUCAUCAUUAUUGGAGUUGCGAUCGCGUCGUGGCUCUGUUUUGCGACAUUAUAUGCAGAAAGUUCGCUGCAGUGGCGCUUUCCCGUUGCGUGUCAGAUCCUUUUCUCGGCACUUGUCCUGUGUCUAUGCCCGUUCCUGUGCGAGACACCUCGUUGGCUUGCGCAGAAGGGGAAGAUUGAUGAGGCCAAACACGUCAUCUCACGCCUCCUCGACAAGCCCCUCGACGACGACGAAGUCAUCGGCCAACUCCAAGAAAUCCUCACCAUCAUCGAAGCCGAAUCCCAACUCGAAGAACCCAGCUGGUCCGAAGUCUUCAGCAACAACACCAAGACGCGCAACCUGCAUCGUGUGAUCCUAGGCAUGGGACCAUACCUCUUUAACCAAUGGAGCGGUGUGAACGCGCUGUGCUACUAUCUCGCCGUCAUUCUUCAAGACUACCUAGGCUACUCCCCCAGCAUGUCUCUCAUCCUCGCCUCGGUAGCCUUCACACAAUACGCCCUCUUCUCCUGGCCACCAUACUUCUACAUCGACCGUAUCGGGCGUAGGAUGUGCGUCAUGCUCUCUUCCGCCGGCUGCGCAGCCUGCAUGGCGAUCAUCGCCGGCACGCUGGCGAACAACAGCUUCUCUUCUGCGGCCGCAGCGGUCGCUUUCAUGUUUCUCUUCCUCGACUGCUUCACACUGGGUAUCCUUCCGGUAUCCUGGUCGUAUUCGGCGGAAAUCCAGCCGUUGCGCGUACGCAACAAAGCCACCGCCGUCGGGGUGUUUUCGCACUGGAUGUCGAAUUUCGUCGUCGUGAUGGUCACGCCCAUCGGCCUUUCUUCUAUCAGGGGCCAUUAUUUCUGGGUCUGGGCCGUCGUGUGCGCAAGUUUUGUGCCGCUGACGUAUUUCUUUGGGGUGGAGACGAGUGGACGCUCCUUGGAGCAGAUUGAUGAGAUGUUUUGGGAGAACUCGAGGGUGUGCAUGGGGUUGAAUCCGGAGAAUAGGAGAGUCGUUAGGGCGAGUCGGAGUGAUGAAGAGGAGAGGUAUAGGACGUUUGCCAAGGGUGGGGAGAAGGUGAGUGUGGAAAUGCGGGAGGAUGCGCAGAGCUACUAG